AACAUAAUGGACGGAACGAAAAAGCUUCACAUAGCGAUGUUCCCAUGGCUAGCUUAUGGUCAUACAAUGCCAUUUCUCGAGGUUUCCAAAUUCUUAGUCCAAAAGGGUCAUCGAAUAUCCUAUAUAUCCACCCCUAAAAACAUCGGUCGCCUCCCUAAACUCCCCCCACAUCUCUCCUCUAACAUAAGUUUCGUCCAGUUUUCUCUUCCCCAUGUUCAUGGCUUACCUCCAGAAGCUGAGUCGACAUCCGAGGUACCAAUCGACAAAGUUCCUUACCUUAAGAAAGCGUAUGACAAGCUCCAAGUCCCUUUAACCGAGUUUCUCAAGGAUUCAAACGUCAACUGGAUAAUCCAUGACUUUGAGCCUUACUGGUUACCUGGAAUUACAGCUCCACUCGGCAUCAACUCGGUUUUGUUAUGCUUAUUCAAUGCCAGUGCGAUGGUUUUCCUGGGUCCACCAUCAGCUUUGCUCGGUGGUGGUCGAAAACGGCCGGAAGACUUCACAGUCGUCCCCGAGUGGGUAGAUUAUCCUUGCAACGUAGCUUUGAAGCGCUAUGAGAUAGUGAACCACCAACAAUGCAUGGACGAUGUAUCUGAUUUCCAACGGGUGGGACUCUUGGUUCAAGGUUCCCAAUUUGUAACUUUGCGCGCCUGCUUCGAGUUCGAACCAGACGAGAUUAAAUUGCUCAUUAAGCUUUACCAGAAACCUGUCGUUCCAGUAGGGUUGUUGCCUCCAUCGCUGCCAUCGAAUGACGAUGAAGGAGACGAUAAAUGGGAAGCUGUGAAAAGUUGGCUUGAUACCAAAAGAGACAAGUCAGUUUUCUAUAUCGCCCUUGGUAGUGAAGUGAAUCUAAGUGAAGAGUCCAUGCACCAGUUGGCCUUUGGGAUAGAGAAAUCCAACUUACCGUUCAUUUGGGUCGUAAGGAAACGCCCGAUGGCCGAAGCCCAGAUGGAUGAUAAUCACCUGCAGGACAUAAUCCCUCCAGGGUUCGAGGAACGAGUGUCUAACAAGGGCUUGGUGUUGUGGGGUUGGGCGCCCCAGUUACGGAUAUUAGCUCACUCUUCCGUCGGGGGUUUCUUAACUCACUGUAGUUGGAGUUCAAUAACCGAGGGACUCAAGUUCGGGCGGGCUCUGAUAGCGUUUUCUGGGGCAAGUGCGGAUCAGGGGAUGAACGCUCGGUUGUUGCAUGGGAGGAAAGUUGGGAUAGAAAUAGAGAGGAAUGAGUUGGACGGUUCAUUUACAAGCGACUCAGUGGCUGCGACUAUCAGACGGGUGAUGGUCGAGCCAGAAGGUGAGAUGAUCAGGGCAAAUGCGUGGGCAAUGAGAGAGAUAUUUGGCAAUGAAAAGUUAAGUAAUAAUUACUUGGAUGGAUUCACUCGGUUCAUUGAAGAGUUUGAACCUUCGCCUACCAAACGCCGGGUUUGAUCAAGUUAUAUCGAA
Hibiscus syriacus is the source of this 1440-nucleotide messenger RNA. RefSeq names its product UDP-glycosyltransferase 91C1-like. The coding region runs from base 7 to 1425 and encodes 472 amino acids. NCBI's taxonomy places the organism in Eukaryota, Viridiplantae, Streptophyta, Magnoliopsida, Malvales, Malvaceae. The record is from RefSeq and is a predicted model, not a curated record. Gene Ontology annotation, molecular function: UDP-glycosyltransferase activity. The transcript has a single exon.